GAAAUACGUAUUUAGACAGCCCUCGUUCUGCCAUGUUCUUUCUUCUGUUCCUCCCGGAGGAGAUGUUUUCACGUCGCGUAGUAGCCUUAUUUGCCUCGUGGUCGUUCGUUCGUUCUCGCGUCUUUCCGCCGCUCUUCGGGUGACCGCUAUACGCGCCGGCUUCACUUGGUGACGAAAGCAUCGUUGGCAACGUAAGCAACAAGUAGUUGGCCAUGUUUUAAACAGUGCAGCAUGUUGAAGCAGGCAGUUUUUAAUAAACGAAGUGGUUCAGUGUGAUUCUUGAUCGACCUAAAAAUUGGAAACGCGUGUGGUAACGUUGUGCAUCGGAGCGUUGUGGCGUGGCCUGCCGUUGCAUUGCCGUGUCUCGUCUUUGACCUUGUGAAGAGGAAGAAAACAUGGGGAAGACUGCAGCAAGAAAGCGCCCGAACGUGUAAUCGUCGAACACCGGGGUGUUGCAGUGCUGUUUAUUUAAAACCACAUACAGGAAUACGAACUGUUUGCUUUUCGGUGAUGUGCCUACAACUUCGCUAUUGAGAAAUUUUUGCUACUAAUAGUGCUUCAAUCAAGAGACGAAAUGCAAUCCAUUAGUGUCUUCUUGUGACAUAGAAAUGUUCUAUUUGUGAGGUGCAAGUGUAGGAUCCAUUGUGUACCUUUUGAGUGUGGUAUUGUGUUCGUUCGCCCCGUUUCAAAGGAUUAACAAUGACCAGUCGCAGGAAACGACGUCAGCAGGAUGGCUUCAUCAAGAAAGUGUCCUCAUUGUUCAACUUGGACACGGCACACACUCCUCUGCUCCCGGGCGAUAAUAAACACGUGAACGGCGAUGGCGAGUGGGAGUUCGAGGAGAUCGUGCUGGAGCGCGGCGGCGCGGGCCUGGGCUUCAGCAUCGCCGGCGGCACCGACAACCCGCACAUCGGCGACGACACCGCCAUCUACAUCACCAAGCUGAUCCCGGGCGGCGCGGCGGCGGCCGACGGCCGGCUGCGCGUCAACGACACCAUCCUGCAGGUGAACGACGUGACGGUGGUGGACGUGCCGCACGCCGCCGCCGUCGACGCCCUCAAGCGCGCCGGCAACGAGGUCCGCCUGUACGUACGGCGGCGGCGGCAACCCAGCCACGUGACCUUGCUGGAGAUCGAGCUGGUGAAAGGUUCCAAAGGGCUGGGCUUCAGCAUCGCGGGCGGCAUCGGCAACCAGCACAUCCCGGGCGACAACGGCAUCUACGUCACCAAGAUCAUGGACGGCGGCGCGGCGCAGAUCGACGGCCGCCUCGUUGUCGGGGACAAACUGGUCGCCGUGCGCAAUACACCGCAUGGAGACAAGAACUUGGAAAACGUUACACAUGAAGAAGCAGUAGCAACUCUGAAAGCCACUCAGGAACGGGUGGUGCUCUUAGUUGCUAAGCCAGAAUCAAAUUAUAUGCCUCCACCGCCAGAUGUCUCCAAUACGCCUCCGCCGCCUCCACCUAUAGAACCCCAAAUUCCAUACUCGGAUUCACACAACACCUCGAUGACACUGCCUGCAUCCACACCUCGUGCAGUUAGUGAAGAAGACGUAUCAAGGGAGGUGCGAACUGUCGUACUCAACAAGGGGAGCACAGGACUGGGUUUCAAUAUCGUCGGAGGUGAAGAUGGAGAAGGUAUUUUUGUAUCGUUUAUUCUUGCGGGCGGCCCUGCAGACCUGAGUGGGGAACUGCGUCGAGGGGAUCAGAUUCUCAGUGUCAAUGGCGUCAAUUUGCGCAAUGCCACGCACGAAGAGGCAGCUCAAGCUCUUAAGGGAGCUGGUCAAACAGUGACUAUUGUCGCACAGUAUAAACCCGAGGAGUACAACCGCUUCGAGUCGAAGAUCCAUGAUCUAAAACAGCAGAUGUCCCAGCAGAUUAUGUCCGGCACCCUCAUGAGGACAUCACAGAAGAGAUCACUUUACGUUAGGGCGCUGUUUGAUUAUGAUCCAAACAAGGACGAUGGCCUGCCAAGCCGUGGACUUCCAUUUCGCUACGGAGACAUCCUCCACGUCACCAAUGCCAGCGACGACGAGUGGUGGCAAGCCCGACGAGUGCUGGCCACGGGCGAGGAGGAGGGGAUGGGCAUCGUCCCGUCGAAGCGACGCUGGGAGCGCAAGCAGCGGGCACGCGAUCGCACCGUCAAAUUCCAAGGACACGUGCCAGGGGUGAUCUUGGACAAACAAUCUACACUUGACAGAAAAAAGAAGAAUUUCUCAUUUAGUCGGAAAUUUCCUUUCAUGAAGAGUAAAGAUGAUAAAUCUGAAGAUGGUUCAGACCAAGAACCUUCACCUACAACUCCCAACAAUGAUGCUGAUUCCAACUCACAAUCAUUCAUGCUGUGCUACACGCAAGAUGAUACUCAUACAGAAGGAGCGGAAGAGACAGUCCUGUCUUACGAAGCAGUUCAGCAAAUGCAAAUUCAAUACACUAGACCAGUCAUUAUUUUGGGACCUCUUAAAGACAGGGUGAAUGAUGACCUUAUUUCGGAGUUUCCUGAUAAAUUUGGUAGCUGUGUACCACACACAACAAGACCAAAACGAGAAUAUGAAGUGGAUGGAAGAGACUAUCACUUUGUUGCAUCUCGUGAACAAAUGGAGCGAGACAUUCAGAAUCAUUUGUUUAUUGAAGCUGGGCAGUACAAUGACAACUUGUAUGGCACUUCUGUAGCUUCAGUCCGGGAAGUUGCUGAGAAGGGCAAACACUGCAUUCUAGAUGUUAGUGGAAAUGCAAUCAAGAGAUUACAAGUUGCACAAUUGUUCCCAGUGGCAAUCUUUAUUAAGCCCAAGUCCAUUGAUUCUAUUAUGGAAAUGAAUAAGAGGAUGACAGAAGAACAGGCAAAGAAAACUUUUGAGCGUGCCAUGAAAAUGGAACAAGAAUUUGGUGAAUACUUCACAGCUGUUGUUCAAGGAGACACUCCGGAGGACAUCUACAUGAAGGUGAAGGAGGUGAUCCAGGAGCAGGCAGGCCCCACCAUUUGGGUGCCAUCGAAAGACCAGCUGUGACGGGGCGCCCAGCCCUCGCCAUGGACAGUGCCUGCAUGUGGCGGCUAUUGAUGGAGCACACGUGACCUGCCCUAGUUGCCCUGGAUACCAGUCUGUUGUCAACCAGGUUGACUCUCUGCCCGCCUGCCUAAACUUUUAGUGUCCAUGUGUCCACCUGCCAGCAUCACAUCCCCAAAGCAUAAAGAGUAAUUUGAGUGUUGGAACUUGAAACCAGUUUUAUGUGGUACCUUACUUACUAUGGGAAUGAGUAAAACAUUACCAACAUUGAUUUUUAAAAUUGUGAUUGAUUUUAUGCCAAGAGUGUUUAUUUUAAAGUAGUAUUUUUGAGACAAUAUUGUUGGAUGAAAUACAUUUUAGAGUACAUGGAAGUGAAAGAUCAAUUUAAGACUAUAAAAUAAUGGAUGUUUUGUAGAAUAUUUGUACAGUAUGAAGUGCAGCUUGAUUAAGUGGGUUCAUAGGAUUGAUUUAAGUUUUGAUAGGUAGAAUAAAUUUUGUUUUGGGGUUGUCAUUCUACCACAAGGCUAGAAAGACUGUGCUAUUUUGUAACUAGUAUGUUAUUGAUGGCCUUGUGGCUUGCAGGUGGCUAAUCAAAACAGGGCAGAUUGAGUACUCAGGGCAUGAAGCAGUGUGUAUGUGCAUGUUUGAAUUCAUGCAGGGACUUACGGUUAGAGGGAUGGGUGAAUAUACAGGUUGGUGGUUAGUGGCCAAAGACUUGCUGAACCAUAGGAGUGAAGAAACUUAACUCAACUCCUCCUCUAUUGUAUGAAAUGUUGACAAUUAGCCCCCUUUUAAUGUUUCACAUAUACAGUAUAAAGCUAGUUAUUUUUCAGCGUGGACUGUGCAGUGCUGGAACUGAUGAUUGGGGGCAGAUUUCUCUCAACAAACAGCUAUGACAUUACCGGUUUUGUAAUUAUGACCCUUUGAACCUAACCACAUACAGCAAUCUCAAGAUCUGUUACUUCUUAAAACUAUAAAAAUCUCAGUAAUUGCAACUUGUUCUUGUUUGUUAAUUGAGCGUGUUGCCUAGAAAUAAAAGCUUUGUGGGUUGCAAUGUAGGUGAGUUAUGACAAAACGUUUGUUUUUAUAUAUGUAUGUAUAUUUAUCAACCAAUGGCAUAACUAUGCCCAAGUUCGAAAGAUCGGCAGAAGAUGCCUUGGGAUAUACAUGUCCAAAUUUUUUUCUCAUAUAAGAACAUCUACAAAUUCUAUGUACAUGUUGCUUUAAAAGCUCCAAGUAAUGUACGUCUGAUCGACGGUGUGAUAGCUUACUGUGCUUGCAAUUUUUGACCCAGUAUUGUAUAUAUACAAAGUUCUAAACAUAUUUAUUGUUGUUCAGUGUAUAUGUGGAGCUCUAUAUAAAAGAAAACCUUUAAUCUCAAGUACAUUGAGUGUUAGUUCAAUAAUUUUAUGCAUUCUGUAAAGUUUAUUGAAUUGUUCACAUUUAAUUUAAUGAUGUUUUUAUCUGUGUGAUAAUUAACAAAUUAGUCCCAUUUUAUGCAAUUUUUUAAAAUAUAUCUUAACAGUGACAAAAUGGAGUGUGAUUAUGGUUAAUUAUCUAAUACUGAGUUCUAUAACAUUUUUCUCCCAAGGCAACUUCUGCUCUCAUAGUUUGAACACAACAUGAAUGUACAUAACAACACCCACUGUUUGUUGGAUAAUGGUGGCUAUUAUUAACUCAUUUUUUAUCAUUAUAAUUAAUGCAAUCCAUUACCUGCUAACGAAUAUUGGAUAUUUCCAUUAGAUGUGAAGGAUAUCCAGAACAAAGUGAAUUGUGAUAAUAUUAGUAUAUUGUUUUCCAGUUGCAGUUAACAUUUUGACAAAGUACCUUGUUUGAGUGUGAAGGGAUGUUGCAAAUGUUUAGUUUGGGUAAUAAUUAGUUUGAAAUGUAUGUGAAACAAGAGGACUAUUUUAUUCAUGCUUUUUUUUGGAGCCUGAUUUUUUUAAAUUUAUUUAGAAGGUAAUGAAUUAUUCUUCCCUUGAUCAUGUUACUAAUAUGACAACUAUUUGAUUAGUACUUGCUAAAGGCUAGUUUGAAUACACACUGAUAGAUUGAAUUUAUCUCCAUAAAAUCUCUUAGUUUACAUGGUUGAACUCUUUUUGAGAGAGUUUUAUUGAUUUAUUUUAUGCCUGUGCUUAAGAUUUGUUGUACUGUGUAUUUUAAUGGUCUGUAGUUAUGGUUUUAGGCAGUUUGACUUACAUAUUCAAAGCUUCAUUGACUUGUUAAUGCUAAAGAUGAUUCCCAGUGUCAGCUAUGUAGCAGAUAGCCUUAUAAAUAAUUGUUUGUUCUUAUAUAUAUGUUAUUAGUUUGUGAAAUAUUGUUAAUGAAGCAAUAAGUAUGUUAAUUGUGAAUUAGUUUUUAUCAUGUUAUUAAAAUUUUAUAUCCUAUUGUGUUCAAAUGCCAAAAUUUAAAUUACUGCUAUUAAGAUUUAAGAAUUUGUGUUAUCACACUGCAAGUACUUUGUUGAAAUGAAUGUGAUUCUCAAAUUCUGUUCUGAAGAUUGUCAUGAUAUGUCAAUAAUCCAAAAUGAUAACUUCCCAUUCGUUAGCAGGAUGAGACAAGUGACAUGGGUUGAGAAAAAUGCAUGGCUUUCUCACAUUAACUCCUGUUUAUAAUACAAGAGCAGAAAUCCUCUCCAUUGAUUGCAGCUGUGUAAAAGUGUUGUUGAAUUCUGUAUACAAAAAGAAAAAAGAACUGCCCAUUUCAUUGAAAUGUAAAUAAAGUUGAGUCCCCCCAGAAUUGGUUUUUUUUAUUUAUUUAUUUAUUCUUGUUACUUAUGACGUGUAAUGCUUGGAACAAAAAUUAUUAACUUUUGAUUUCAAAUAUGCAUAACAAAACCUGUUAUGUUGUGCAUUUUAUUGGGAAUGAACUCUAUUUGUAUCAAAAUGUGGAAGUAGUCCAAAGUAAAAGGAAGUUGAUGAAAAGCUAUUUCAAGUCCAUCUGUUCAGGAGAUUAUUGGAAACUGUUACUUUAAUAUUUAUAGAAUGGCUUGUGUAAGUGUUGCAACUCUAAUAGAUAAAGAAACAGUUACCUCUUCUCGUCUGCAGCUUCAUAAUAUGACAUUUUCAGAUCUUUUUCUGUGUACUCCAAAAUGAGCGUUGUUACAAAAGAUUAAAAAUUCAGGUUGAAAAGUCUGAUCGUUAAAAAAUAUUCAUGGUACAGU
Molecule: messenger RNA, 6163 nt
Organism: Gryllus bimaculatus (two-spotted cricket)
Lineage: Eukaryota; Metazoa; Arthropoda; Insecta; Orthoptera; Gryllidae
Source: the annotation of a GenBank genome assembly